UACAUUCACUCAAGAUUUUAUGCAAUUUCGUUUUGGGAUUCACACACACUCAUGGCUUAAGACAAUACAAGGAUGGCUGAGCAUAAAAGUGCAGCAGAAGUUCCUGUUGUGGUGGAUCCUUUGCAAACAGCUGACUAUCUCAGUGUAACAGCUGAUGCUGGCAAGGGCGACACAAACGUAAACAAAAUCAACCAUGAAAAUGUUUCAAGUAAUAUGAACGGGGAAACCCUCGAACCAAUGAAACAGACCUCGUCGAAUACCAGUCCGUUAUGUAUAGACAGCUUUAUCGGGAAUGAAAGUGUUGGUGUAAAUACCCAGGAUAAUAAAACUUACAACAACAACGCAAGCACUGCGAAACAGCUUCAGGAAGAAUCCAAGCAGACAGAGAAGUCUGGCUCGGGUUCGUCUUUAUUGUACAACAAAGUCACUACCGUUACAGAUCAAGUACCAUUCCAUCCUGCUGUAAACGGACCUUCAAAUGUGAAUGGAUCUAAUCAAAAUCAUAGAAAAGACCAAUCCACAAAACAAAAGAGGGGAAUAAGUUUUCCAAAAGACACAUUCAUUUCAGGAUAUUUUGAACCUCCUGAUCCUUGGAAAAAUGCACCAUCAUGGGAUACGAAUGAACUCAUAUCAGCAUACAAAACGAGUUGUGAACUUCAUGGAACUAAACCAAUCAUUAAGGUUUUACAGCAGUUGAGUACGAUAGCGGGUCCGGGAAAGCGUGAGGAACUAUUUAGCUUGAAAGGUGAGAAGCUGGAACAAAAGCAAUGUGAGGGCCUGGAGGAGGUUCUGAGGAGGGUGCAGUUCAAGUUAUUGGAUUUAGAAGCCAGCCAUUUGGACGAUGAGUGUGCUGUGGCCCUGUUUGACAUGAUCGAGUACUACGAGUCGGCGUGCCAGCUCAACAUCUCCUGCAACAAGGACAUCAGCGCCAGAGGAUGGCAAGCCUGCUCACGGCUUGUUCGCAGGACCCCGACCUUGACCUACCUGGACAUGAGAGGCUGUGACCUGAACGACAGAACCAUACCCAUCUUUGGCCGGGCCCUCAAGCUGGGAUGCCAUCUCACCAUUCUUCACAUGGAAAAGAUGAACCUGUCCGGGAGGCCACUCAUCAUUUUAGUUGCCGCUCUGAAAAUGAACGAAACCCUGCAAGAGCUGUUCCUGGCUGACAACAAACUGAUGCCGACAGACGGGGCCCAGCUGGGAACUCUGAUGCGCUACAAUCACAAGCUCAGUCUUCUAGAUCUCAGAAACAACCACUUACAAGAUGUGGGCACAAGCCACAUUUGUGACGGCCUCAUGGAGCAGAACAAAGGACGAGGUCUUCGAACCCUGGUGCUGUGGAACAACUCCAUCACUUACCAAGCCAUGCCGCCUCUAGGGAGAGCCUUGGCUGCUAGUGAAAGUUUAGAAACACUCAACAUCGGCCACAACAACAUCACAAAUGAAGGGGUCCACCUGCUUAAAGAUGGCCUGCUGAAAACCAACACUUUGCUCCGGCUGGGCCUGCAGGGGACUAAGGUGUCGGACGAAGGCUCUGUUGCCUUGGCGGAGUACAUCGCGGACAGCCUGAUUCUGCUGAGGAUUGAUCUGAGGGACAACGACAUCAAGACGGGCGGCCUGAUGGCCCUCUCCCACGCCAUGAGGGUCAACUCUUCCGUGACCAGGAUCGACCUGGACAAAGAGACCAAGAGGGAGUCUGGAAUGAAAGAUUACGCGGAGCAACAGAACCGACUUCAGCGGGACAUCAUCACCUUCCAGCAGAGAAAUGUCCAAGCCGCCAUCGAGAGGGAAGAAGCCGAGCGGGCCAAGCUGGAGGAGAAGGCGGAGGCUGCCGCGGCCGCUCGCCAGAAGGAGGCAGAGGAAAAGCAAGAGGAGGAGGACGCCUCACCUCCCCCCGCUCCUGUGGCUGGCGGUGAAGCAGUGGCUGACGCCAAGGUCAACGGAAGCAGUGGUGAGUCGUUCACUGUCAUCAGCAAGGAGGGAAUCACGGACAAAGAAGUGUCGUCUGAAGACAGCCCUGCUGCGGAAGUGUCGGAACAACCGGACAGCUCUGUCGUCGUCUCCGAAGCGUCGAGUCAACCUUGUGACGAGGUCGCCGCUACCUGCAGUGAUGAUGAUAAGCUUUGCGAGAGCAAGGUGAAGGCUGCCGUGCUGCCCUGCCCCGAUUCCCCGGUGGAGAGGCAGCAGCAGCAGCAGCCGAACCUGCGGCCCAGCAACCUAUUUGGCAAGUCUGGCCUUCACCCUCAAGAGUCGUUGGAUUCCCCGUUGCCUUGUGCCAUCAGUGACAACCCCAUGAUGCUGAGUGAGGGCCCUGAUGAUGGCACGUCGUCGUCCAGCGAUGAAGACAGGCUGCCGUCUGCUCCUGGAGGAGAUUCUACCCCUGGGAAAAAAAGUCUUUCCUUAAUCGUAGGCGCGCCCCCGGGCGAGAUGCUGCUCAGCCCGCAGUACUACCCCAAGCAACUGGCUCGCAAGAUCUUCUCGGUCAGUCGCGUAUCUGAGGACGGUUCUCAACAGCUGUCCUGCUCUCCUUCCCCCUCCUCCUCCCCCCUCCCCCACCCCCUGUCUGGUGCAUUCGACCCGCUCAAUAUUUCAACCGUUCCCUUAGAAUCUUCCUCCUCCGCUACAUUCUCCUCCUCCUCCUCCCCCUCCCCCUCUCUGUCGGAGAGUUGUUCGUCGAGUGGGCAGGGGUCAGACCCGCCCACCUCUGUGAGCCCCGCCUCUCUGGUCCAGGACCUGGCCACUGAGACGGUUAAACAGAUGGAGUGUGAGCUCCAGUGUGACGGGUCGGCGUCUGUAUCGGAGCUCGCUCGCUCUUCGUCGCCACCCACUAGCCCGGGUGGUGAUGACGACGACGGUAGUAUAGCUGUCGUUUCCUCGGGGGCGACUGACGGCCGGGAGAGUCAGUCGGAGCCCAGCUCCGAUUCGUCGGUGACUUUGUCUGGUGACGCUUCUUCGACGUGUCGAGAUGCUGCAGUAGAGGCCAGCUGUGAUAGACUGGAGGCUCCCACCAAACAUUCGGAAACUGCUGUAGAAGAAAAGGAACGCCGCGUGGCAGCGUCCACCGAGGGGAAACUAGAAAACCCAGGUCCGGCGGAGGACAGCACAAAACUGCUGAGUGGAGCGUCAGACACACUAGGUGGGGGCUCUCAACUUUCGGCCCUGCCAACGACUUCGUCUACAGAAAAUGAACCAAACGCUGAUGUCUCUGCUUUGGCGGAGAACAAACCCCACAAACAAUCGUGGCCGGACGAGGAGGCUUGUUCUGCACCUGCCUGUGGGGCUGGGGUCAGCGACGACGACAGCGUGUCCGAACCCACAGCGACGGAAGAGAGUGCGGUGAGCAACGGCGAGCUGCCUGCCCCCUCCACCACCCCGAAGGCUAAGAAGGACUCUGCAAUGUCAGGUAAGGCGGAGAAAAACGCAGUGACGGAUGGUGACAGUUCCACAGCCCAGGGGCCGCCUGCUGAGAAUCCCGACUCGAAAGACUCUCUGCCGUCAGAGAACCUGACCUCAGUGUCAGGGAAAGACUCUGCUCAAAGCUCUUGGACCACACCAGAGUCGCCCUCCUCCUCCUCCUCCUCUGUGCAGGCUUCAGCAGCCACCGGGCAGUCUGGAGAGCAAAGUCUCACCACCACCAGCAACACUCCCACGGGACCCACUGAGGACAGAACCCACAGUUCUUCUGCUCUUUUACCUGUUUCUGAUAAUUCCAACACCACCACCACCGCUACAACCACCAACACCGCUGCGACCACCACCAGUACCACCACGGCUCAAACCACCCGCACCACCCCCACCCCCACCAGCAGGCUCCUGGAGACAGACACGUCUCUGGCCAGCAAGAGCAGCUCCAGCGAUGUCCUUGACAUUGAGAACGUGGAUCUGAGCCUGGAGGAGGAGCCGUGGCUGGCGGUGGGCGGGGCCGAGGAUGCCUCAGACUCUCAGCCGCCGCCCUCGGGCAAGGUGGAGAAGCAGCCAGAUUUUUUCACCACCCUGUCGAUGAACGGGCUGACCCAGGAGCUGGCCAGUGCCCUCACCUCGCUGGACGGAACCUCGGCCUCCUACGGAGACGAAGAUGUUUACGAUGACGCAGACUUGCGCCCUCCCGACGAGUUUGAGAGAGAGUUGGAUGCUAUGCUAGCCGUUGUGAAGAGUGAACAGCCGUGGCCACUCAAAGAAUCCUGAGGUCUGCGAGAACCGGGAGCACUCACCAGUUUGUUCACCGUGUCAUUGAAAGGGCUGAAUGGAACUCUACACGUCUAAUCAAUAUGCAGAAUCGGAUCUAUUUCUUGUUUUAACCCCCCCUCCCCACAGAACCUACCGGAAGAAAGACAUCUAUCUAUCCUAUUGUUAUUUUAGUCUCUGUUACCAAUUUAUUAAAUACUUUUGUAUGAACAGGAAAUUAUAGUGGAAGGAAUUGUAUUUUUUCUCCCCCCCCCCUUUCCUUAUUUUUGUUGGGUGUUUAGUUCUUGGACGUCUUCCCCACUUAAGAUUUCAGCGCCUCCUGUUUUGAAUUGUUUCUAAGAAAUUGUUUAUCAGUGUUUGCUGGGUCAGUGUUUGCAGGGGGUUUCUGUUCAUUUUACUCAAGGCUUUUACCUGAUUGGUUACAACGGAAGCUUACUGUUCUAAUUGAAGAGAUCACGUUCCGUUUAUGACGUGUACAUUUUGUAGAGAUUUUCCUUUUUUGUUGUUGCCGGUUUUUUGGGGUUUUUUGUCGCUAUUAUUUAUUUGAGAAUAGUAGCAUCAGUGAUCUAUCAAUCGAGUGUUUGGCCCCUAUUGUUUCGGUCUAUCGUAUGUAUAUACAUAUAAUAUCAGUGAUGGAAUUCCUUGUUGCUUGCUAGAGGCAGAAGAAUUUCAUGGACUGGUAAGCAGGUGGGGACUUUAUUCAUUUGAUGUGAAGACAAAUUGCAAGCUGGUAAAGCAUAUUUCUGUAUAUAUAUAUAGGGGUACAAUUGUAUUUUAAAUAGCCUCUGUUCUUGUGGUUGUGUGUGUAUCGAUGGCUAGAGGGGAAUGCUCUUGACAGAUGAGGAGGGUACGGUGAUGGGAGCUGUGACAAACAAGUUAUGGGAAGUGGGUGGUUGGCGGGUGCUCUGGUGUGGUUUGCUUCUUCUUCUUUCCUAUCAAACAUCUAUCGUCCUUAUCUCCCCUCCUUCUUUUUAAAAUGGUUUUUACUCUCUUGUAACACCUCUAAUCUUCAGCACUUAUAUCACCUAAUUGUGUUGCAAGUGCCGUAAAACUCUUAACUAAAACAAAAGAUUUACUCGAAAUUGUUUCUUUGUCUGUUUCAAUACAGACGAAUUUGCCCAAGAUAACCCCCCAUUGUUGAGGAGAAAUGUGGUUGUCUUAGACCAGCGGAAUCUUGGACAGUGUUAUUGUAAUAUUGAAUAUUUAGAAGAAAGAAAAGCAAAACGGGAAGUGAGAAGUGGUUAUUUGUACAGGUGGUUGUCUUAAAGACCUGGCCGUUAGAGCAAACAGGUGGUUGUCUUAAAGACCUGGCCGUUAGAGCAAACAGGUGCUUGUCUGAAAUACCUGGCCGUUGGAGCAAACAGGUGGUUGUCUUAAAUACCUGGCCGUUAGAGCAUGUUGGACUUAAUUUUGCAAUACCCCACUCUCGUCUGUUUAAAAAAAAAAAAAGCGGUGUUCAGUUUGACAUUUUCCUCGUGUUAUAGUGGUAGUUGAACAUAUUAUUUUAUUAUAUGCCUCUUUUAGUUGUUGUUUUUUUUAACUUGUGGAGAGCAGUUAGAAACAUUUUCGACAGGCCCUUCAGUUUUCCGUGUAGGCUGCAAUGUUUGCAAGAUGGACACUGUUUGGAUACAUCAGAAGUGCUUGAGAUAUAUAUAUAACAAGGGAACUCUGCUUUUUGCCUGGCGUAAAAUGUCAAUGUCUGUUUUAGCACAGCUGCCAGAACACAGUGUGGUUCCAUAUGGAUGCUUGUAACCGGCAGGAACAUUCUACUGAGAAUCUGUGAAACAGAAGCAGGCGUCUUCAUGUGUGGUUGUGCUUAUUUGAAGAAGGAGAGCUGCGAGGAAACAGGAAGAUUCAACAACCUGUGUGGUCCUGCGCCACGGAUCUCCAACUAGAUUCUUACUGGGAGAAUAAGCAGAUCAAAUGGACUUUGAGGGUGGAUCCUAAGGAGAAUGGGGGAGCUGCUGUGCCGUAAGCUGACAAAAUGCAUUUUUUCAUUUUGGCACCAACAUUUUUUAUUUGCUAAAUCGAAAGCCUGAUCAGUUACCCUACUUGUGUGAAAAAACAAAAUUGAAACGGCGUCUAGUUUUUAAAAAAUAAAUUAGAAUUCAAAUUUCGGAAUGACUGUACUGUUUUUAAAUGAUUACCUUGACGAAAGGUCUUUUUUUCUCGAAACUGCUCUGAAGAAAAAAGUCGUUUUGUCAGGUGACGACAGUCCAGGACAUGUACAGUCUGCGAUGAUCCCAACCUUGUAGACAAAUAGACAGGUAGUUGUUUCUAGUGAUAAGUUCAGUCAGGACUGAAAAAGUUCUACAGCACAAAUUUUGUAGUCCGGCAUUAUUGCACAAGUUUUGAUUUGGUCGAAUUUUGUAGUUGUAGGUGUGGAUAGUCGAGACAGUGGCGUGGACUUCAACAUGUAGAGGCGCAUUAGUUUACAGUGCAGUCUCUCUAUAACGACAUUGUCGCGACCAGACAAAAAUGUUGUUAUAGAGAGUUGUCGUUUUUAGAGAGGCAACCGAAAGUUACUAAUGAUGUAUGAGGAAAAAAUCUUGAACUGGGCACCAUGUUGCUACACAGAAGAUGUCGUCAUAUCGAAGGUCGUUAUAGAGAGGCUGCACUGUACUUCCCAUCUUUUUUUUUUCCCCCUGACCUGUAUUCCUGUUGCUGGUGUUGUUUUAGUUCCAUAUUGUCAUUCCCCCAAGCCCCAUUUAUAUUGUUUUGUCUGUUUUAAUUUUUCUUUUUCAUGCAGAGGAGGGGAGAGGGAGGGAGCGAUGAAAAGGGCGGGGUUGGGGUGAGGUUACUUUACCUGUAUACUGAGUAAGAUUUUGUCACAUUUUUGUAGAUUGAAAGACAAACCUGAACUGUGUGCCGGUACAAUCUUGCUGUCGGUUCAUGAUGUUCUCUCUCACACUUCUGAUCUGAUGUUGUUUGUCACAACACAGUUGAUAAAGGCAUUUAUUUACCCUGGCAGUAGAUGAGUCUGUUCUGUAGGCAGGUUGAAUACUUUGGGGCCCUCUCUAGCUUUACAGUGUUUGUAAGGGCUAAUUUGUAAAAUAAUAUUUCUGAUUUUAAUUAUUAUAAGCAGGCUGGUGAUUAAACCUGUCGCAGAAAGUUGUGCCUAUUACUCCUAGCUUGCACAUUUGUCAUCCUGAAUAUUACAGAGUAGUUACUUUCUUACUUAUUUAUAGCAUUUGAGUGAUAUCUGAUCAUUUGACUUGUGCAUAGCCAUCUGAUCAUAUGACUUGUCCAUGGCCAUUUGAUCAUAUGACUUGUGCAUAGCCAUCUGAUCAUUUGACUUGUGCAUAGCCAUGUGAUCAUGUGACUUGUGCAUGGUCAGUUGUGAACUUAUUCGUACUUUACUAGUGGGAUGAUGAGAAUGAGAAUGGAUAUCCGUCUGUGUGUGAGGAGAGUCUUGUGUGUGGGUCAAGCUGACCUGCAGUUGUGGCUUUCUUUCAUUUCUUUUGUUUCAUAUCACGGUGGCGCUUGGUGGUGCUGCAAAAGGAUGACAGGAGCCGGCCUCGAAGUUGCAUGCACAAGUCCCUACCAAAGAUCGUGUAUAAUAAGAUAGUUCGCUCCUCCUCUUUGAGCCAGUUCAAAAAGUGUCCUCAAAAUCCGGUGACGCCCGUUAAAAAAAGUGCGGACUUUGCGAACAGAGUUACCCUACUUGUG
Messenger RNA from Aplysia californica (California sea hare), 7854 nucleotides. RefSeq names its product protein phosphatase 1 regulatory subunit 37 homolog. Gene Ontology annotation, molecular function: protein binding. The transcript has 14 exons. Lineage: Eukaryota; Metazoa; Mollusca; Gastropoda; Aplysiida; Aplysiidae. The record is from RefSeq and is a predicted model, not a curated record. Bases 73 to 4185 code for a protein of 1370 amino acids.